UCCGUCUGUCCGUCUGUCUGUCCGCCCCUCGGUCGCCCCGCGGCCGCCAGCAGCGUGCCGGCACCAUGGCUGCAAAAAGUAAGGGCUCAAAACAGCCUGGCUGCUUUGGCUACCCCUUGAGCAUCUUCUUCAUCGUCAUCAAUGAGUUCUGCGAGCGGUUCUCCUACUAUGGCAUGCGAGCUGUGCUCGUUCUGUAUUUCAAGUACUUCCUGCGCUGGGAUGACAACUUUUCCACAGCCAUCUACCACACCUUCGUUGCUCUGUGCUACUUGACGCCCAUCCUGGGAGCACUCAUAGCAGACUCCUGGCUGGGAAAGUUUAAGACCAUUGUCUCCCUGUCCAUUGUCUACACGAUCGGGCAGGCAGUCAUGGCUGUCAGCUCCAUCAAUGACCUGACAGACCACAACAGAGACGGCGCUCCGGAUAGCAUUGCGACGCACAUUGCCCUGUCCAUGACUGGCUUGAUUCUCAUUGCCCUGGGCACUGGUGGCAUCAAGCCUUGUGUGUCGGCGUUUGGUGGAGAUCAGUUUGAAGAUCAUCAGGAAAAACAAAGAAGCAGAUUCUUCUCUCUCUUUUAUUUGGCCAUUAAUGCUGGAAGUCUCAUAUCCACUGUAAUCACCCCAAUUCUCAGAGCUCAACAGUGUGGCAUUCACAGCAAGCAGCAGUGCUACCCACUGGCGUUUGGAGUUCCCGCUGCCCUCAUGGCUGUUUCAUUGAUUGUGUUCGUGAUUGGAAGCGGCAUGUACAAAAAAGUUCAACCUCAAGGCAAUAUAAUGGUUCAAGUUUGCAAAUGCAUUGGAUUUGCCAUCAAAAACAGGUUCCGGCAUCGCAGCAAGGCGUACCCCAAGAGAGAGCACUGGCUAGACUGGGCGAGCGAGAAGUACAGUAAACGGCUGAUUACUCAGACUAAGAUGGUGCUGAAGGUGCUGUUCCUUUACAUCCCACUCCCCAUGUUCUGGGCACUUUUCGACCAGCAGGGCUCAAGAUGGACACUGCAAGCCACCACGAUGGAUGGGAACUUUGGAGCUAUUCAGAUUCAGCCAGACCAAAUGCAGACUGUCAAUCCGAUCCUGAUUGUUAUAAUGGUGCCAAUUAUGGAUGCUGUGAUUUACCCUUUAAUCAAGAAAUGCAAGAUCAAUUUUACGCCUCUGAGGAAGAUCACUGUUGGCAUGUUCCUUGCUGGACUGGCUUUCAUUGCUGCUGCCCUUGUGCAACUGCAAAUAGACAAAACCCUCCCAGUUUUCCCUGCAUCUGGGCAGUCCCAAAUCAAAACAAUAAAUCUAGGUGCUGAUAAUGCAAGAGUAACAUUUUUACCUCAGAAUGUGAAUGUGACCGUAGAACCUCUGCAUGGGACGGACUACAGGACGUUUGAGACUUCCCGGUUGCAACAUGUAGUGGUAGCCUAUGGAAGUAACAACACAACUCUAAAUGCCCCCAUCACAGGCGGAGAGCGGUACACUCUCACGGUUAAAAAUACCGUGUCAGGCAUUGACGCUCAGUUGCUGUUUGACAAUGUCACAUCAAAACCAGAAGAAGGAAAGAAUCUUAUCAGAUUCAUAAACAAUUCGCCUUGGACAGUCAAUGUCACUAUGGGUGGUGCGGAUUUUGGAGAACUGACACCUCUCUCUGCCACUAAUUACAGUGUUUUUUCAGGAGGCAGAACAGAUAAGAUUGUGGUUUCUACAAAUGCAGAUAGCUGUACAGCUACUUCAAACUCACUUGGAUUUGGCGGUGCAUAUACAAUUAUAAUUAAUGAGUGUUCUGGAAAUGUUGCUGCAUUAAACUACAGUCAAGAUAUUCCACCCAAUACAGUUCACAUGGCUUGGCAGAUCCCUCAGUAUUUUAUUCUAACAUGUGGAGAAGUAGUCUUCUCUGUAACUGGGCUGGAGUUUUCAUACUCACAGGCCCCAUCUAACAUGAAGUCAGUGCUGCAGGCCGGAUGGCUGCUGACAGUGGCUGUCGGUAACAUAAUUGUCCUUAUCGUGGCUGGAGCAUCCAAACUCAGUCAGCAGUGGGCAGAGUAUGUGCUGUUUGCUGCCUUGCUGUUUGCAGUUUGCAUUAUUUUUUCCAUCAUGGCUUAUUUUUAUACUUAUAUUGAUCCAAAUGAGAUUGAAGCCCAACUUGAUGAAGAAGAAAAACAAGUGAAAAAGGAUCCAGACUUACAAGAAAAAGAAGAAAAAGAAGCCGAAGCUGUCUCUCGGAUGUAGAAGGUGUAUUCAAGAGAACUUGUAAAUCAUGGUGUCCCAUUAACUGUCCACUGCAGUGAGAGGAAUCAGGGUAUUGCUAACAGCACUGGAUAAUAUGCCUUAUGGGAGAUGUUAAGAAAAAACUGUUCUGACUUUAAAUGCAGCCUCUUGAAUCAAGAGGAAAAGAUUAAUCUCUUGUACAGAACACGGUAUCCUGAAGAAACUCCCGCAGAAUUUGCACUCUUAAAAUGUACCUCAAGCUCAAAUACCAUAGCAUUAAAAUGUUGAAAUUGCACUUGGCACUAUUAGACCCUGUGAAGAGGUGUAUUUUUGUACUACAUUUCAAUUUUAUAUCACGAAAGAAACAAGUAUUGCCAAAAAAUAGUAAUUGAAGCCAAGCUGUCUGCAUGACCCAUCUACCCUCAUUGUUACUUGAAAGCAGCAGGUCACACGUGCCUUAAAUUCUUUUAUAUGUCCUUAAGGACUGUGGGAGCAAAGCUCCUGGAUUUCUCAGGUUAAAACGUGGCUUGGACAUGCACUCUGGUGUUCUUUGUAUGCCUGUUAACUACCCAUUUGACUCCCGGUAUGUUCUUAAUUAAAUGUAUUAAUGAGGUGUCCACUGAGGUAAACAGACAAUGGCAAAUGAUAUUUGGAAUAACAGCAAUAAAACUUGUAACAAAAUAUUGGAGGUGGGG
Messenger RNA from Anas platyrhynchos (mallard), 2881 nucleotides. RefSeq names its product solute carrier family 15 member 1 (gene SLC15A1). Gene Ontology annotation, cellular component: membrane. The record is from RefSeq and is marked provisional. Gene Ontology annotation, molecular function: oligopeptide transmembrane transporter activity. Lineage: Eukaryota; Metazoa; Chordata; Aves; Anseriformes; Anatidae. Gene Ontology annotation, biological process: transmembrane transport; oligopeptide transport.